This is a messenger RNA of Crotalus tigris (Tiger rattlesnake), 7776 nucleotides long. RefSeq names its product FERM and PDZ domain containing 3 (gene FRMPD3). Gene Ontology annotation, cellular component: cytoskeleton. The record is from RefSeq and is a predicted model, not a curated record. The transcript has 15 exons. The coding region runs from base 1988 to 7081 and encodes 1697 amino acids. NCBI's taxonomy places the organism in Eukaryota, Metazoa, Chordata, Lepidosauria, Squamata, Viperidae. Gene Ontology annotation, biological process: signal transduction. Gene Ontology annotation, molecular function: protein binding.
CUGUUCCAACAAUGGAUGUAGGGUUUGGUGAAGAAUAAGCAGAGUCUUCCAUGGCAUAAAGUCAGCAUUUAGCACAACAGAGUUUCCAUCAGGAGGGCCCAAGUUACAAGCAAACAUGCAACUUGAAAAGCACAUAGGAGAAGAAGCUCCUGCUGAUGUGGUUUGCAGCAGAGGGAGAAGAUGUGGGCAAAUGAGAGCUUGUUCGUGGUCUCUUCAAUAGAAUGGGACAACUUGCAAGACAUCUGUCAUCUCCUGGUAACCAAUUAAGCCCUACUUCCUGUUGGUUCUACUUAAAUGAUAGUGUUUAUGUUUAAUCAGAAGAGCCCAAGGAGACAAAGUCGGGCCAGAUAAAAACAGAUGAAGACAGUAAAAAGCAGGAUGAAGUUAAGUCAGCAGGAGGACAUUGUUAAUGUUGACCAACUUGGAGGCCGGGCACAGAGGGGAAUGUGACAGAUUGGUACCCUACCUCUUUUGGAAAUGCAUAUCAAAUCCCUGGAGCCACAAGAAACAAGAAAAGUUAUUCAGCACAGUACCAAGAAGCAUUGUCAAGGCAGUGGGAACUUGGAUUGGCCCUGCUGAAUGAGAUGGGGAGAGAAGGACAUGCCUUUUCACUAUAGCAGGAUUAGAGGUAAGUGGCAAAAAGGCAGAAGAAACCCUUAGGAAGAAAAAUAAUCGACUUUUCAAAAUACCAGUUACUACAGAUGCAGGCUCCCAAAUCCAUCCAGUACCUAAAUCCUCUUCUGUGUGUUACAUCCUGGACCAAAAGGAGUUUUCCUUUGAGAUGGUGUCAACAGGGAACUAAGGCAGAGGACUAAUCCUUCAGCAAAUAUUUGCUCAGCUCCAGGUCCAAGCACCCAUUUUUCCAAGGAAGAGUUUUCUUACCAAUUUUCUCUUGGGGCACUGGUUGGACUGAUUGAGGAGGAGGUCUGUGUCUGCUCCAGAACCUGGAACGGGCGCCCCUCAGCAGCAACCACUCACAUACUUGGGACAUGUUCCCCAACCAGCACCCUCCCUCUCUCUUCCCCUCCCCCCAACUUGGCUAUUGAAAUUAAGGCUGGCUUACCCUCAGCCCCACUCUUGAUCACCAAGCCCAAAGUCUCAAUCUGAAACCCACCCAGAGGGGUAGGGGAGCAGGGAGAUGUGUAUUUUCCCACCAAGGGUGAACUUAAAAUCUACAAUGCCGCUUUUUUAGAAUGCUGCGCCAAAACCCUUUUCUUGGGGGGGGGGGGAGGAAAACAAGGCUCCUUCAGGCAAGGCUCCUGCUGCCGCCGCCGCCGCCGCGCUGCAAAGCCCGUGCGCAGCAGAGGCGCUCUCCACAGGGCCAGAGGUUGGGUGGCUUUCCUGCCGGUGACGUUAGCUCGCUGCCACCUGACGGCCGAAGUAGGGGCGAAGGGCCCUCUUUAUCGCGAGGGCCUACUGGAAGGGAUUUUGCCGCUCCCCUUCGGCGCGUUCCCUGGGGGCAGAUUUUAAAUUCUGUCCGCCUCACCGGAACUGGGCAGCUAAGGACGAGCGUCCCGAGCGAGACGGGGAGCGGCGGUGGCGGCGGCGGCGGCGGCGGCGGCGGCAUUCGGGGCAGGGGAUUGGGCUGGUGCGAAGCGCCUCGAGGAAGAGCCAGAGGGGCUCUUGACGCCGCCGUCUCCCGCGCGCGUCCGUCCACCCGCCGCCGCCUGGCCGCCUAGUCCCGCUGGCCUUCCGGGAAGCCUCGCCCGCCCCGCCGCCGCCGCCCUGUCCGAAGUGCCGCCGCGAACGAAGGGCGAGCACGGAGCGGCCAAAGGCGGGCAUCUAACGCCCUGUCGCAACCUCGCCGCCGUCCCAGUAGAGCCGCAGCGGCGGGAGCGAGUACCAGGCGCCGCCAUCACCAGCGCCAGGUGGAGGAAGCAGCAGCAGCAGCAGCAGCGAGCAGUGAGCAGGCCGGAGCAAGCUGUCCCUGCUCUUGGCUGCUGGAUGCCGACAGCAUGUGACGCAGGCAGAGCGCUGCUGGGAUGAUAUGGAAUGUGACCAGUUGCCUGCAGAGGCCCUCCGACAGGUGAAAGUCCAGCGUCACCCCAUCUAUGGAUUCGGCUUUGUGGCCGGAAGUGAGAGACCGGUGGUAGUUCGCUCAGUGACCUCAGGAGGGCCAUCUGAGGAUAAGCUGUUGGCAGGUGACCAAAUUUUGGCCAUAAACCAUGAAGAUGUAAGUGACGCCCCCAGAGAGAGAGUUAUAGAACUUGUCAGAGGCGCCAAGGAGGCCCUGGUCCUUACCGUGCUACAGACUCAUCAGUCCCCAAAAUCAGCCUUUAUCAGUGCAGCCAAAAAGGCGAAAUUGCGGUCCAAUCCAGUGAAAGUUCGCUUUUCAGAACACGUCACCAUUGGCGAGACUGAUCCCGACAUGCUGAAGAAGGAAGCGCUUCUCCUGAUUCCAAACGUGCUGAAGGUUUUCCUUGAGAACGGACAGAUCAAGUCUUUCACCUUCGACGGCCGAACCACCGUCAAGGAUGUGAUGAUGACCCUCCAGGAUCGGCUGUCCUUGAGGCAGAUUGAGCAUUUCUCCCUGGUCCUGGAAUACUCCAGCCCUGAACAGAGCCACAAGUUCCUUCUUCUGCAGGACAAACAGCCCCUGGCCCACGUGGUACAGAGGACGCACUACCAAGGGAUGCGAUGCCUCUUCCGGGUCAGCUUUUUUCCCAAAGACCCCGUGGAGCUGCUGCGAAGGGACCCGGCAGCCUUUGAGUACCUGUAUAUCCAGAGCCGCAACGAUGUGAUCAGGGAGCGAUUUGGGAUGGAGCCCAAGCCGGAAAUGCUGCUCGGCCUGACUGCCCUGCACAUUUAUAUCACGGUUUCAGCCACACGGCCAAGCCAGAAAGUCUCUCUCAAAAACGUGGAGAAGGAAUGGGGCUUGGAGCCGUUUCUGCCCCCUUCGCUAUUGCAAGGCAUCAAAGACAAGAGCCUUCGGAAGGCCCUGUCUCAGCAGCUGAAGGCCCAUCAGAACCAGCCCCCCUGGGGCACCAAGAUCACCACCACCCAAGCAAAGCUCCACUACCUGCGCAUCCUGAAUGAGCUGCCAACCUUUGCAGGCGUCCUGUUCAGCACUGUGGGACUGGAUGAGAAACAGUCAGCCACCACCCUCCUGGUAGGGCCUCACCAUGGCAUCAGCCAUGUCAUUGAUCUGAAAACAAACCUCACCACCGUGCUGUCCGAGUUCAGCAAAGUCAGCAAGAUCCAGCUCUUCAGGGAGAACCAGGGUGUGGCCCGGGUGGAAACAAGCAUCCUGGAUGCCAAGGUAGGUCCAGCUGCUGCCACUGGUUGCCAUUCUGGUGGAAUUGGAAGGCGAGCUAGGGCGGGUCUCCCAAGCAAGGCGCUCACGGAGCCUUUCCUGGCCAGGCACAUCACUUUCCCUCUUGAGAAGGUUGUCCCACAGCCAGACAGGAUUCUGACCCUUUGGCUUCUCCCUUCCCAGCCUCUGGUGCUGCUAAUGGAAUGGCCAGAGGCCACCAACUUCACCUGCCUCAUUGCUGGCUACUGCCGCCUUCUGGUGGACUCCAAGCGAAUGUUCCUUUCCCGACCCACCAGUCAGCCACCACCGCUUCCACUGACCAAGGCAGACAGCUGCCCGUUCCUCGGCCAUCAGCCUCCGGCACCAGCAGGGCCCCUGGUUAAGAAGGAGAGCAGGCUCCUGGGAGGCUCUCUCCCCAGCUCCGGAGGGGGCAGCCCUCCAGAUCCCCUGGACUCGGAGCUCCUCGGCUUUUGCUACCUGCACCUGCGGGAACACAAGAAGGAGCGCAAGAGCAGGACUGACGUUAAUGAAAACCUGAUCUUCUUUGAGGAGUCCCGGCGCCGGACCAAAUCGGAUCCCACCUCAGUGAGCUCCGGGCGAGACUGCAAUGGGGCCACCCAGGACUGUGAGCCCCACAGCCCAGACCAGGAGCGCUGGGCCAACAGAGCCAGGGCAUACACCCUGGACAGCCAGCAGGACAGCCAGCCCCCCCCACAGCUCUACUGUGAAUCCUGCAAGGCCAAAGUCAAGCUCCAGCAGCCAGCCCCUCACCGAGGCAGCAAUCCCGGCCCCACGCAGGACAACAUAGUGGACCUGACCUCCCUCCCCCCUCCAGGGAGUGAUGAAGAGGAGGAUGAAACCACAUCCCUCCUCCCCGCCAUCGCUGCACCGCCUCCCGGCUUUCAAGACAACAGCUCUGAUGAGGACGACUCUAAACGUCGGGUGGCCGCAGCGGCAGCUGCCAUAGCAAAAGGGCAGGAGCCUGGACGCCAGCUCUAUGGCCUCCUGUACGAGGAGAUUCCUGUGACACUCAUAGACAGCCUGCCAAUGCGGACAGUUCGAGAUCGUGCCCAGGACCUGGAUGAUGCUCUGGUCUCCACUCUGCAGGCCUUGGAAGCUCUGGCGGCCUCAGAAGAUGGUCCGCACCCUCAGCCGCAGCAGACAGCAGGCCUCAUCGUUUUGGCUGCCAUCACCCCAGAGUCAUCAAUGGACUCCGGCCACGAAACCAACUCCUCCGAGAUCCACGAUGUCCCUGCAGCCGUGCAGCAACGCCAGAACGCUGCCUUCUUCCUGACUCAGCACCUCAGCAAGGAAGGCCUCCUGGCCCGGAAGGAUCUUCCUUUCCGCAUACAGACUGGUAGUGCCAGAGGGCCACCUCAGCAUCAGCAUCAGGAUCCAGACCAGACCCCCAGUGCCACCUGCACUACAAGCAAGCGAGAAAAGGAGAAAGGCUCUGCCCAGCCCUCGCCCUCCCAGCAGCUCAGUGAGCCCAAUGCCAAAGGGGCAGUAUCUGAACCCAAAGGUUCCUUCCCCUGCGGUACAGCUGUGGCCCCACACACCACGGCUGUCCCUGCCCUGGGAAACAGCCACCCAGAGAGUGGGCUGCAGGACCAGAGAACAGCUUCUGUCCUCGUCGCAUCAAGUCUGCAGCUAGUCGGCCACAAAGCCUCCCUUUCUGCAGCAGCAGCAGCGUCCUUGCCAACUGAGGGCAGCACUCCGCCCUGGGAUCCUGACCCCAGGCAGCUGUCUGAUGCCCAGCCCUGCUCUGUUGGCCAGCUUCCCUCCAGCUUUCCUUGCUCCCAGAAGCAGCCUAGCAGUGAGGCCUGCCAGCAGAACCCAGGACCCCUGGGCAGUCCUGUGGAGGUGGUUCCCCCUCCCCUGCCAGCAGCAGAAGAGGGGAAGCAGACACCCCAGAGCUGCCAGCUGAAGGGAAGGCCAGAGGGGGCAGGGCAGCUGGGGGCAGAGGAACUCCUGUGCCGGGGAGAGGGUGCCAGACCAUCUGGCCAGAGGGAGACACUCAUCAGCCAGGAGGAAAAAGGACAGCAUGAAACGGGUGCCAACAGCCACAGCACCCUGAGACCCCCACCCUGCAGGAGCCCACAGACCUUCAGUAGCCCCGGAGGGGAGAGUCUGAAGGGGAAGGUCCCCGCAGGUAUUUGGACUGAAAGCCUGCCCUGCACUUCCAUGCUUUUAAAAAGGCCUGAUAAGGCACUGGCUGUUAUAGCACCAGACUCAGAUCUCCCGGCUAAACCUAAAGUGCCCAAAGCAUCAUUCCGGUUCAAGAACCUCAUUUCUGCCACUUUCCCAACGCGACUCAAGAGGGAGACCGAUGAGCGGCAGGCUCAGCUGCAAAAAGUGAGACAAUACGAACUUGAAUUCCUAGAAGAGCUGCUGAAGCCAAAGCCCAGGAGAGACCCCGUGUCUCCGGACUGUCUGGAUCCCUCGGCUACGGGGCGCUGCACCUGCCAGGUCCGGACCAGCCCUGUGCAGACUGGGCCAGGGAUGUCCAGGGAACAGAGGCGGAGUUGUGACUGCAAGCGGCUCAGCCGUGGCACCAGACCCCUGCCUGGCCAGUCAACAGACCUAGAGAGGCAGAGCAGGGGCAGAGAGCUGCAGCAGGCAGAAGGGCCAAGAAAGUCCUCCGCUAGAGUCCCUCCCAAGGGCAGCCGGAUCAGGUCCACCAGCCUGGAAUCUAGGGAUUGCCGGUCUAACCCUGAAAAUGGCCUGUCGUGCCUGACUACGUGUGCCUCUCCUGGAGAGUGCAUAGGAGCACCCCACUACAAGAAAUUGGUGCGGCGCUACAGUGUCAGCGAAAUUGAAAAGAUGGAGCAAAUGUCCCCAAAUUCUCCAGGCUACAUGAGCCAUUACCUGAGCAAGCAAAGGGAGGCCACGGCUCAAGUCCCUGCCUUGAAAGGCAAAUUGCAGGACUCCCACCCCACAGCAUCAGACCCCUCUUGUGUUCAAGUGACUGAGAAGAGCCAGAAAGGUGGUGCUGUGCUUCCUUUUCAGGAGGACAUCUAUCCGAGCCCCCACAAAUUGUCAGAGGACGACGGAGAUGGGGAGAGAUGCUGCUCCUUCCGGUACUGCUUCUACUACAGGAAGUGUGACAUGGCUGAUGAUGGGAGUGAAAAGGAUGAGCUCUCUUACGCCAUUCCCAUGCCGAUUCUCCCAGAAGGGAAGAUUGGCCACCAGGCAAUCCCAGUUGUCAGCAGAACCCUCCAAGUUCUGGAUGCCACCGCCUGCAGCACUACAGAAAACCAAACCCAGGAGAUAGACCUACGGACCUCUUCCUUUGAGGGCAAUCUGGCCAAGAUCCAUGCCCUGAAGGGCCACACCUACGCCUGGCCCAAUGGGUUCCUAGCUGUGCAGCUGGACACUAGUGAACUCUUGACCAUUCUGCGGCAGUGCAUCGUGAGCCCCGAGGCCCAGGAAGGCAAGCCGUAUCUCCCUCAGUUGACUGAGUACAAGCAACAGUUAGCCCUUCAGUUCAAGGACUUCCGGGCCUCUUGCCGCAGAGUUGCUGCAGUCAACAAGAGCCCAACCCGCAUGCUGUCGGCAGUGAGCAGCAGCUUCCAAGUCCUGGGCAGCUUGAUUGAGACCUUUGUGCGGCUGGUGAACGUGGUGCGCUCAGAGUCUCAGCGCCAGGCGCUCUUGGCCAAAGUUGAAGAGAUUGUGAGGAACUACACAUUCUUACUGAGAGCUGCUGAGGAGUCCACUGCCCGAACCUGCCACCGAGGGGACCAGGAAGCCGAGCAGCUGAGCCACCAAUCGGUGGCCUCUGUUGUGAACACUCUCACACGUUCCUUGAAGACACUGAUGAACAAGUAAAUCAGUGUCUGUCACCGGAGCCCAGCGCCUGCCCAGCCUAGACCAAGUGCCCGAAUGUUGUAGGCCUACCAGCCACUGAGAGCCAGGACGCGGCUAGGGAUAUCAGCGCUGCCUGUCGCGGAUGGAGAGGCAGCAUUUGCCACGCGUGUCCCUUCCCGGCUCCUCUCCUGGCCUACCGAGGCCCAGACCGGCUCGCCUCAAGGGCCGAAACAGUGAAAGGCUCGGGCGCCGUCCAGGGAAAGCCCCAGCCUGGAGUCCCUGCUCGCCCCUCCAGAGGGAACGGGAGCGCCAGACCCUGCAGGGCUUGUCUCUCCCGCCGCCAGAAAGGAGCAGAUUCGCCCGAGAGCCCUCUCGGCAUUCGAGCGGGAGGCUGCUUCUCCCCCCGGCAGAACCGAGUCGUGGAGUUUCCGUCUGCCAGGAACGGCCACGUCUGCGUGGGGAACUGUUGCUGUCGCCGCUGCCCGGGGCCUCGUAAGGGAUUCGGAGGCCCGGGAGCCUCUCGUCGCUUGGGAGAGCGGAAUCUUCCUGCGGCUUCCAAAGGUGGCCAAGCGCAGCGCCUCGGGCGGACUCCGCUCCCCCAAGCGACAUCGCUGCCUCUGCUGCAGGGCUAAAGCGGCCCUUGGGGGACUCCCGCCCCCAAAGCCCGUCUCCCCAAGUGCACCCGGGGCUUGAGCGGCGCCCCUUUUUAUAGCUGU